CUUUACGGCAUUGUUUGCAAUGAGGGACAAGACUACAGAUUUGGUGAUACUUUUUAUUUGAAUGCGUCCAGUAAAGAGGUCGCUCACACUGUUGGAGGAUGGACCCUGUAGUGUUGAGCUAUAAGGACAGCCUGCUGCGGCGCUCCGAUGUGUCCUUACUGGAGGGACCUUACUGGCUUAAUGACCAAGUCAUAGGAUUUGCCUUUGAGUUCUUUGCUGCUGAGCGCUUCAGAGUCCUAGGAGAGAGCAUCAUCUUCAUCAGCCCAGAGGUCACACAGUUUAUCAAGUGUGCUUCUUGCCCUGAUGAGUUAGCCAUAUUUCUGGAGCCACUGAAUCUUGCUUCCCGCCGUUGGGUCUUCCUUGCUGUUAAUGACAACUCCAACCAGACGGCUGGCGGAUCCCACUGGAGCCUUUUGAUCUACCAUCAUAAUUCUAACCACUUUGCUCACUAUGACUCUCAAAAUGGCAGCAAUUCGCUGCACGCACGGCGCAUUGCCAGCAAGUUAGAGCCCUUCCUUGGAGCAGGGAGAAAAGCUCUGUUUGUGGAGGAACCCUGUCCUUCACAGCAGAACAGCUACGAUUGUGGCAUGUAUGUCAUCUGCAUUGCUGAGGCCUUGUGUGAGAAGGCUAGAAUGGAGGGCUCACCACGUCUUCCUGUGCAUAUAAUUACCCCAUCCUACAUCACACUGAAGAGGGCUGAAUGGUGCAGACUGAUCCAGAGUCUAGCUCAGAAUGACCUCUGCUGCUCUCUGUCUUUUCCUUAGCAUGUUGAUGUCUCCUCUAUAUGCAGAACAGCUGUCAGCCAGCACACAUGUAUCUCCAGCAUCUCAAUGCACUCCUUGAACACAGCAUUUAACUACAUUUAAAGUAUAUUUCCAUUGCAGUCUAUUGGCGCUUUUCCACAACACAGUCCCUGCACAGCUCGCCUCGGCACGACUCAGUACGUUUUUUUUCUUUUCCAAUAGUACCUGGUAUUUUUUAGUACCUACUCUGGCGAGGUUCCAAGCGAGCUGAGCCAAUACUAAGCGUGGCCAAUGAUUGUUCAGAGUGCUGUUACUGGAAGAGGCAUGAGCAAGACGUCCGCCACGAGAAUCAAACCUAACAAUGCCGAACUUUAGAUCAAUUAAAAAGACUUAAAAUCCUGACAAGUUGUGUUAAUAUUUGACAUUAAGCACAAAAAUGUCUGGUGUAUUUAGAGGCAGCCCUGCUGAAAGCAUGCAUUCGCGAGUGACGAGCCACAUCACAAUCCCUGCCCCUAUUUAAUUUCAGUGACUGUAUCAGAUGGAAUCUGUGCUCUGGUCAUGCAGGAAGUACUGAACAAAUCUUUUUAAUGAACUGAUUCUAAUGUAGAACACUGAAAACACUGAAAUUCACAGCAGUUUCAAGCAGCCGUGCAGUGAUGACUCCGCCCACAUCAAGGAGGUACUAUAGUAAUAGAAAACAAACUAAGCUGUGCUGUAGCGAAAAAGCGCCAUACCAUACCACAAUUGAGGUUUAAAAAGUAAAGCAAUGCUACAAAUGUUUAAAGAUUCAUUAUACAAUUGGUUUCACAUAAAUCCCUCAUAUAUGCAAAGCAACAUACAGUAUAAACACCAGCAUGCCAAUAAAAGGAAUGUCUUCUCUUGCAUAUUAAUUAAGGACGGGGAGAAAACAUCAUGUGGGAAGAGGAUGCACACUUUUUUCUUCUCUUCAUUUUGUUAGCUUGGAGCAAAUGUAGAAAUGUUUACACUGAUUAUUGCUCAGGGUCAUUUUAAAUGAACUUGAAAUCACAGGAAGAAUGUGCAUCUUAAUUAGAUUUUCUGUUCACAUUCUUUAUGAUUCUCUGUUUGAACAGACUGUGAUGUAUGUUAACAGUUUAAAGAUAAGUGCUUGCAUGACAGUAAGAUUUGCUGCGAGUGGUGGUGGAAUGUACAUCGCAUUCUCACAUAAAGAAAGAAUAAUGCGCUGUAAUAUUUUGACCCAAUAAAAAUGUAUUUUUAUGGUCGCAGCAGUCUUUUACUGUUUGACUUAAGGAAUUAUAUGAAUUAAGUUCAAAACAACAAUAGGGACAAAAAUAUAAGCAUCUAAUAUUUCAGUUUACAAAUAUGUUGCUAAAAUGUUAUGUCAAACUACUUUUGCACAUUUGCAAGUUUUUGGGGAUGUGUUAAAUAUUCUUAGUAUAUAUUUAGAUAUUAUGAAUUAAUAAAAUGCCAAGUGAUGCCUU
Solea senegalensis (Senegalese sole) is the source of this 2203-nucleotide messenger RNA. RefSeq names its product SUMO peptidase family member, NEDD8 specific (gene senp8). Gene Ontology annotation, molecular function: cysteine-type peptidase activity; deNEDDylase activity. The transcript is spliced from 2 exons. The record is from RefSeq and is a predicted model, not a curated record. Bases 99 to 764 code for a protein of 221 amino acids. Gene Ontology annotation, biological process: proteolysis. Lineage: Eukaryota; Metazoa; Chordata; Actinopteri; Pleuronectiformes; Soleidae.